AUGCCAGCAACCACCGGCGUACCGCAGGGCUCGCGCGAGUCUCGCAUCGCUUCCCACUCGCACAUCAAGGGACUCGGACUCGACGACGACGGCUUUGCGCAUGCCGACCGCGCUGGAUUCGUCGGCCAGCGGGCAGCGCGAGAGGCAUGCGGCCUUGUCGUCCAGCUGAUCAAGUCCCGCCGCUUCUCCGGCCGCGCACUCCUCCUCGCCGGCGCACCAGGGACAGGCAAGACGGCUCUCGCGCUCGCAGUCGCGCAGGAACUCGGCCAGAAGGUCCCCUUCUGCCCGAUGGUCGGCAGUGAGGUCUUCAGCUCGGAGGUCAAGAAGACUGAAGUGUUGAUGGAGAACUUUCGGAGGGCGAUUGGUCUGCGUGUGAAAGAGACCAAGGAGGUCUACGAAGGCGAAGUGACCGAGCUCACUCCCGCUGAAACCGAAAACCCCUUGAGCGGGUACGGCAAGACGAUCUCGCACGUCGUCAUCGCGCUCAAGACGGCCAAGGGCACCAAGCAGCUGCGACUCGAUCCGAGUAUCUACGAGAGCAUACAGAAGGAACGCGUGCAGGUCGGGGAUGUCAUCUAUAUCGAGGCCAACACCGGUGCGGUCAAGCGCGUCGGACGAUCAGACGCCUACGCGACCGAGUACGACCUCGAGGCGGAAGAGUACGUCCCCCUGCCAAAGGGCGACGUGCACAAGAAGAAGGAGAUCGUCCAAGACGUGACCCUCCACGACCUCGACAUGGCCAACGCGCGACCUCAAGGCGGUCAGGACAUCAUGAGCGUCAUGGGACAGCUCGUCAAGGGUCGCAGGACGGAAGUGACGGACAAGCUGAGGGCCGAGAUCAACAAGGUUGUCAACUCGUAUAUCGACCAGGGGAUUGCAGAGUUGAUCCCGGGCGUACUCUUCAUCGACGAGGUCCACAUGCUCGACAUCGAAGCCUUCACCUACCUCAACCGCGCCCUCGAAUCCACCAUCUCUCCUCACGUCAUCCUCGCGACAAACCGAGGCCUCACCACCAUCCGCGGCACCGAAUCCGAACCUGGCUCGCUGGGCGGCGAAGGGAUCGUCUCCCCCCACGGCGUUCCCAUCGACUUGCUUGACCGCUGUAUGAUUGUGCGCACGAUGCCUUACUCGAGGGACGAGAUCAAGACGGUCUUAGUCACGAGGGCCAAGGUCGAGGGGUUGGCGGUCCAGCCCGAGGCGUUGGACAAGCUUGCGGACAACGGCGUCAAGACUUCACUCCGCUACGCCCUCCAGCUCCUCACCCCCGCCUCGAUCCUCUCGAAACUCUCCGGCCGAACCGAAAUCACCCUCGAAGACGUCGGCGAGACCGACUCGCUCUUCCUCGACGCCAGGUCGAGCGCGAAGAUGUUGCAUGCGCGCGGCGAGGGGCAGUACUUGCGGUAG
This is a messenger RNA of Rhodotorula toruloides NP11, 1404 nucleotides long. RefSeq names its product ruvB-like 1. The transcript is spliced from 6 exons. Gene Ontology annotation, cellular component: R2TP complex; Swr1 complex; Ino80 complex. The coding region runs from base 1 to 1404 and encodes 467 amino acids. The record is from RefSeq and is a predicted model, not a curated record. NCBI's taxonomy places the organism in Eukaryota, Fungi, Basidiomycota, Microbotryomycetes, Sporidiobolales, Sporidiobolaceae. Gene Ontology annotation, biological process: regulation of transcription by RNA polymerase II; chromatin remodeling; box C/D snoRNP assembly. Gene Ontology annotation, molecular function: ATP hydrolysis activity; ATP binding; DNA helicase activity.